Molecule: messenger RNA, 2004 nt
Organism: Setaria italica (foxtail millet)
Lineage: Eukaryota; Viridiplantae; Streptophyta; Magnoliopsida; Poales; Poaceae
Exons: 2
Coding region: 1-2004 (667 amino acids)
Source: RefSeq, a predicted model, not a curated record
AUGGCCGCGCUCCUCCUCGGUCCUCCCGCCAUCCGCGACGCCCGCCCGCCGCCACCCGCCUCUGACGCCGACGCCGAGUCAGACAACCACCCCUACCUCGACCUCUUCGUCAGGCGCGCCAAGGCCGCGCCCAAGGCCCGGCCGCGGAGGGUGCUCACCGAGAACGGCUCCGCCGCCUUCGCCAUCUCCGGCAACCCCUGCGUCGACUUCUUCUUCCAGGUCGUCCCCGACACGCCGGCGGCGCGCGUGCGGGGCCUCCUCGCCGCGGCCUGGGCGCGCGACCCGCCCACGGCGCUCCGCCUCCUUGCCAACCUCCGCGGCGUGCGCGGCACGGGCAAGUCCGACAGGGAAGGGUUCUACGCCGCCGCGCUCUGGGUGCACGCCCGACACCCGCGCACCCUCGCCUGCAACGUCCCGGCGCUCGCCGGGUUCGGCUGCCUCAAGGACUUCCCCGAGCUGCUCUACCGCCUCGUCCGCGGCGAGGACGAGCGCAAGCAGGCUAGGGAGACGGCCGCCGCCGACAGGAAGAGGCGGAGGGCCAAGGAGCUCCGCGCCGCGCGGCUCACCGCCAGGAACCCCUCCAUGCUCUCCGCCAAGUUCAACAUCCGCGACGUGGUCCCCGUCGAGACCAUGGAAGCAGAGGAGGAGGAGGAGGAGGAAGAUCUGGCGCCGGUCAUCGAGCCAAAACCCAAAAAGGCGGUGGUCGCUAAAACGCCGAAGAACAAGAAGGAGACCACCCCCCGCAAGAAGGCAAAGAAGGCCAGGAAAGCGGCCAAGCUCGCCGUGCAAUCGCUGGAGACGUACAACGGCGACCGCACCUACCGCUUCCUCUUCGACAGCAUCGCCCAGUUCUUCGCCGAUCUCCUCGCCUCCGACCUCGACCAGCUCGCCCAUGCCGGCGAGCGUGCCAAGAUCGGGCUCGCCGCCAAGUGGUGCCCCACGCCGGGCUCGUCCUUCGACCGGACGACGCUGCUCUGCGAGGCCAUCGCGCGCCGCCUCUUCCCCAGGGACUCCACCCCCGACUACGCCGACCUGACGGAGGAGCACUACGCCUACCGCGUGCUCCACCGCCUCCGCCGCGAGGCGCUGGUGCCGCUCCGCAAGGCCCUCGAGCUCCCCGAGGUGUACAUGAGCGCCCAGCGAUGGUCGGAGAUGCCCUACGCCCGCGUAGCAUCGGUGGCGAUGAGGCGCUACAAGGCCCUCUUCAAGAAGCACGACGCGGCGCGCUUCGGCGAGUACCUCGACGACGUGGGCGCCGGCAAGGCCAAGAUCGCCGCCGGCGCGCUCCUGCCGCACGAGAUCGCCGCCCCGGCCUACCGCGGCGAGGACGACGAGGUGUCCGAGCUGCAGUGGCGGCGCAUGGUGGAUGACCUCCGGAAGAAGGGCUCGCUGAGCAACUGCAUCGCCGUCUGCGACGUGUCCUGGAGCAUGACCGGCACGCCGAUGGAGGUGUGCGUCGCGCUGGGCCUGCUCAUCUCGGAGCUCAGCGAGGAGCCAUGGGCAGGCAGGGUGAUCACGUUCAGUGCGAGACCCGAGAUCCAUGCCAUCAACGGCGAUACCCUCCGGCAGAAGCUGAGCUUCAUCCAGCGGAUGCAUUGGGGCUAUAACACCAACUUCCAGGCGGUGUUCGACCGCAUCCUCCGCACGGCGACGGACGCCCGGCUGGCUCCGGAGAGGAUGAUCAGAACCGUCUUCGUGUUCAGCGACAUGGAGUUCGGCGAGGCGUCGUCGGCGCGAUCGUGGGAGACCGACUACGAGGCCAUCUGCCGCAAGUUCGUGAACGCCGGGUACGGCGGCGUGGUGCCGCAGAUCGUGUUCUGGAACCUGAGGGACUCGCUCUCCACGCCGGUCACGUCCACGCAGCAGGGCGUCGCUAUGGUCAGCGGCUUCUCCAAGAACUUUGUCAAGCUGUUCCUGGAGCACGACGGCAUCGUCAACCCGGAGGCUAUGAUGGCCGCAGCGAUCGCUGGUGAGGAGUACCAGAAGCUUGCCAUCUUUGACUGA